AUGAUGAUGCUGCAGCACCUUUUGGCUACAAUCCUGAUAGUUGCUGGAUGCUUGGCUGCCCAGCUACCAUUUAAUGCCUACCUGCCGCCGCCCAGGGAUUACGAACUGGAGGAGGAGGCAAGCCUUGCCCUUGCCCUUCUAUCCGAGCCACAACACCCGUUUGGACGGUAUGCACCUGACUUUGUGGACUAUCCUGGCAUCCAUCAGGCUCUGCUGCUGAGGCAGCAACAGGAGUAUGCCCUGGACUUGCCGUUCGAGGGAGAGUUGCACCAGCACCAGCAGCAACAGUAA
Drosophila obscura is the source of this 291-nucleotide messenger RNA. RefSeq lists its product as uncharacterized. Bases 1 to 291 code for a protein of 96 amino acids. The record is from RefSeq and is a predicted model, not a curated record. The transcript has a single exon. Lineage: Eukaryota; Metazoa; Arthropoda; Insecta; Diptera; Drosophilidae.